AUGCUUUUCAGACUCAACCAAGUUCUCGGGAGGGAAUUCUUUUGUAAAAAGGGCACAGCACGAUGCACGCAGGUUUGUUGCUUCCGCAUGUCUCCUCUCCACGAGAGGCGUGCCAAUCGACUCGACAUUCAUCUACAGCUUUGCGAUAUGCUCCCCCUCAAAGGGCGAGAAAGAGGGAGAGAGAGCCUUCAGGCUCAAGGCCAUUUGGGUGGUUACAAAAAAAAGACAGGUUUUAAGCAGAAUCACCCACUUGGUUGUACUUCCGUUCUCUUUGGUGCAUUCCUCGUUGAUCGCAUGAUAGGCCUUUUGGUAUGCCUUGUUCAGCUCGAGGCAUUCGUUGAGUCGUCCCAUCACAAGCUCCGUGUCCUGGUUCCAGACAGUGUUGAAUCCUCCAUUCGUGAUGUAGGCCUUGCAGCUGGUGAUCAUUUGUGGGGCACACUGACGCUCGACUGCCUGCAGAAAUUUCGCGUUCUCCUUGGCCUCGUUGUAGGCCGCCGUCACGCGUUUGUCCAGCUCCAACCAGUCACAAUUGCAGUGAUCCGGUUUCGGUUUGGUUCAUGUGCCGACCCAGCUUGUAGACGGGGAUUGACCGGGCCUGAUUUCUCAAUACCUGGCCACUUUGUUCACUUGCUUUUACCCUCAAAAAUGCAUCGCUUUCUCGACUUGGCCGCAGCCUCUCUUCUCGCAAAGCGUCCUUCAGGAAACAAACGCAAUCCGAGUCCGCCUCCUCAGCGUCCCGACAAGACUGUACCACACACUCGGCCACAGUGCCCCUUUCGGGGAGCCGCUAUUGGCUCCGGACAUGGCCGAGCACCCCUCGAAAGCAAUACUUGCCGGCGGUCGCUUUUGCUUUCCUUCUUCAUCAAUCAGGUUUAUGCAUGCCUCCGCAACUAA
This is a messenger RNA of Protopolystoma xenopodis, 894 nucleotides long. The record is from the annotation of a GenBank genome assembly. Lineage: Eukaryota; Metazoa; Platyhelminthes; Monogenea; Polystomatidea; Polystomatidae.